Molecule: messenger RNA, 2300 nt
Organism: Cyclopterus lumpus (lumpfish)
Lineage: Eukaryota; Metazoa; Chordata; Actinopteri; Perciformes; Cyclopteridae
Gene: ercc8
Product: excision repair cross-complementation group 8
Exons: 12
Coding region: 321-1529 (402 amino acids)
Biological process (GO): proteasome-mediated ubiquitin-dependent protein catabolic process; transcription-coupled nucleotide-excision repair; protein polyubiquitination
Cellular component (GO): Cul4A-RING E3 ubiquitin ligase complex; nucleotide-excision repair complex
Molecular function (GO): protein binding
Source: RefSeq, a predicted model, not a curated record
GUCGCCGUUGUCAUAGGAUACCUGUGACGUCACAACGUGGCGGCCCCACGAAUGGAGCUUGCUGUGAAGCUCGUUGAAUACAUGUGAAAUAAGCGAUACAUUUGAACGCAGAGCACCCACAUUUGAUUGAAAUAGUGUCAUUUAGCAAUUAUACGGAGCUUCGGAUACAACCGUGGCGCGUUGGGCCUAAAAGCCUCCUUCGGUGUCGUUAACAUGCUCGCCUCUGAGCUGUGGCGACGUUAGCUAGCGAGGGGGGGGGGCAAGCUCGACCACUGGUCCUGCUUUUAACGUCAACAUCGGCUUCUCGUUAGGGCGAAGCGAUGCUGGGGUUUCUGACGGCGAGGCAGGCCGGUCUGGACGACCCUCUGCGACUGAGACGUGCAGAGUCGACGAGAAGGGUCCUGAGUCUGACGUUGAAUCCUGACAGAGAGGUGGACAGAAUCCAUGGAAAUGCCAUCAACACCAUAGACAUUGAAGUAAUAGAAGGCAGAUACAUGUUGUCUGGUGGAGCAGAUGGAGUGAUCGUCAUCUAUGACCUGGAGAACUACAGUGGGAAAACACAGUACACCUGCAAGGCAGUUUGCACAGUCGGCAGGUCGAAUCGGUAUGUCCACAAGUUCAGCGUAGAGACGGUCCAGUGGUAUCCUCAUGACACGGGCAUGUUUGUGUCCAGCUCCUUUGACAAGACCAUGAAAGUCUGGGACACUGAGACACUGAAGCCUGCUGAAGUUUUUGAGUUUGAGGACAACGUCUACAGCCACCACCUGUCCCCCAUCGCCAGGAAGCACAGUCUCAUCGCAGUUGGCACCAAAGACCCUAAAAUCCAGCUGUGUGAUCUGAAGUCUGGGUCACGGAUUCAGGUUCUUCAGGGUCACAGAGCAGAGGUCCUGUCUGUGCGGUGGUCGCCCAGACACGAGCACAUCUUGGCAACUGCCAGUGCAGACAGCAAAGUGAAAGUUUGGGAUGUGCGCCGGGCCUCUGGUUGUCUCUUCACUCUGGAUCAGCACAACGGAGACAAAACCAAAGCCGCCUCUGAAGCAGUGAACACGGCUCAUAAUGGCAGAGUGAAUGGCCUGUGCUUCACUGCCGAUGGCCUCCACCUCCUCACCACUGGAACCGAUGACCGGAUGAGACUGUGGAAUAGUGCUACUGGGGAAAACACACUGGUAAAUUACGGGAAGGUCUCCAACGGGAGUCGUAAGAGGCUCCAGUUCACAGUGUCACGGGGCUGCAGCCCGGAGUUGGUGUUCGUGCCAUGCGAGAGCUCGGUGGCCGUGUACGCCGUCCACACGGGAGCGCUGGUCACGAUGCUCAGGGGUCACUACAACAACGUUGACUGCUGCGAGUUCCACCCAGACUACCAGGAGCUGUAUACUGGAGGUAAAGACUGUAAUAUCCUGGCGUGGAUUCCUGUCCUGCGAGCCUCAGACGUGGAGGAAGAGUCAAAAAGUGCAAAUCAGGCCGCUGCUGCAGACCCGUCGUCGGUGAACCCUGCCUUUCAGGACGCAUGGAGCAGCGAUGAAGAUUAACGCUGGCGUUGUGCAUGUGUGGACACCGUGGUCAUGCACAGCGUCUGACUGAGCAAAUGAGCACACUUCCUUUCCGAUUACCUUGUGAAGAAGAAAUGACAAGUUAAUGAUGGUCCUCGGACCCCUGUGAAUAUAUCUCCGGGUUGAGGGAAAUGUCUCCGGUUUCAUCCAUGCAGACAAAGAUGAAGACCUUAAAUUGUAAAUGAAUUGUGUAAAUAAUUGUACCACUUUAUAUACACGUUGCUAUGAAUAAUGUUUUUGUUUUUUUUCUUUUCACAUUUUCUAUUGAGUUGUUUGUUUUUUUUGUCAAUGGAAAUCCAACAUGGUCCUUGGUGUGCAAAGUACAUUUCAAGAAGAGACUGCCAAUAAUCCUCAUGUGGGAGUAACCAUUGUCCUGUUUGUUUAUAAGUUCUGUCACUCUUUGCUGAAACUCGCUGCACGUGAUAAUGAAACCGUACUCUCUGACUCACCCUCCUCAUAGUUUUUACACAUUGCCUCGGUUACCACGAGGACACCUUGAACCCAAAUACGGUUCAAUACUGAUCCCCUAACAAAAACACACAGACAGUGUUACCCUUUGUGCUAUACCAUUAUGCCUUGCUCAGGUCAGUGAUUCUUUUGGAAUAUGAAAAUGCGACUUGUCUCCAAGAUACUGUUUGUCAUCACAUAAUGUGUCAGUCAGCUCUCUUUUCCCCAGAAAUACCUGAAGUGUCUUGAUUGUACAAGUUUUGGCCUUGUAUGUCUCACAUUAAAGGCACUGGGAUUGCCUUC